AUGCCUCAGUUGCUGCAAAACAUUCACGGGAUCAUCGAAGCCUUCGGGUGCUAUGCCAGGUCAGAGGGCGGCUGCAAAGUGCUCACGCGGGGGGAGCUGAAGAGGCUCCUGGAACAUGAGUUUGCUGACGUCAUAGUGAACCCCCAUGAUCCCUCGACUGUGGAUGAAGUCCUGCGCCUGCUGGAUGAGGAUAACACAGGGGCUGUGGAGUUCAAGGAAUUCCUGGUCUUAGUGUUUAAAGUUGCUCGGGCCUGCUUUAAGACGCUGAGUGAGAGUCCUAGGGGUGCCUGCAUGUCUGACAGAUCUGAAAGCUGCUAUCCUGGAUCCGGGAAAGAGCUGGAGCAAGGCCAGAGAGGUGGCACUGGAGUGGGAAGAGAUGGAGGAGAGCAGAGCUGUGAGGACAGCAGCCGUGGACAGAGGGAUCAGGCGUCUAAGGAACAGGUCAGGGUGGGGACACACACCCAGAAUCAGGACAGCUACCCUGCACAGAUCAGCAGUCACGACCGGGAGGCUGAGUCUCAGAGACAGGAGAUGGUAAACCAGCAAACACAAGCAACUCGACAGGUGGAGCAGACCCCGAGGACAGAAGACAAGAGUGGGACCAGAGAGAGGCGGUCAGAGCGGCAGUCACAGGUUAGCCAGCAGACAGAGGAGACCACAGCUGGAACCACAACUCAGACCCAAGAAGGUGCCUUCCAGACACAGGGAUUCAACUGUGGCCAGGACAGAGGGACUAGUAGGCAUAGCCAAGACAGGAUUCAGGAAGACCAAGAUGUUACACAACACUACCAGACACAGGCAGAGUCUCAUACCCAGAUACACACUCAGAUGGUAGAACAGGGCUGUAGGCAGCAGACAAGAGGCAGCAGAGUCCAAACACAGGGAUCCAUCUAUGACCGGAACAGAGAGACUGAGACUCACAGUCAAGAUAGAAACCAAGUGGGCCAGGCUGCUAAAGACCACCACCAGGCACAGUCAUAUACUCAGACACACACCCAGAUGAGGGAACAAGGCAGGAGCCUGCAGGAAGGAAACAGCAUGCAAACACAUGGGUCCAUCCAUGACCAAAACAGAAUGACUGAGAUCUAUGGACAAGACAGCAGUCCUACAGGACAGGUAGGGACAGGACACUUCCAGACGCAGGUAGGAUCAUAUUCUCAGACUUUGGAGCAUGAUGAGAACCAGUCUGCAAGACAGAUAAGGGCUCCAGAAAAGAGACAGACCCAGACACAGUCAGGUAUGGGGCAAGGCUGGACACCAGUAAGCAACUGUGAGACAGAAGAGCCAGUGCUCGGAGGCCAGGUCCGGACUGAGACAAGCACAGCGAAAGGAAGACAAGACUCUAGCAGCAGCCACCUGGGUCCAAAGGGAGGGCAGAGGGAGAGCACACCCACUGUCAUUAGAGAUGAGUGGGUCAAUGACCACACAAGGGAAAUAGUGAUCCGAAGCCAGGAUCCAGGUAGCCGACACGCUCCUGCUUCUUCAGCUCAGGGCCAGGAUACAGCACAGAUACAAGGGGAGAAGAAAGGAAUCACAGCCAAGGGACUAUAUUCCUAUUUGAAGACAGACCAGCCAUGA
Myodes glareolus (Bank vole) is the source of this 1578-nucleotide messenger RNA. RefSeq names its product cornulin (gene Crnn). Gene Ontology annotation, biological process: positive regulation of cell cycle G1/S phase transition; regulation of phosphatidylinositol 3-kinase/protein kinase B signal transduction; cellular response to cytokine stimulus. The record is from RefSeq and is a predicted model, not a curated record. Gene Ontology annotation, molecular function: calcium ion binding; calcium-dependent protein binding; transition metal ion binding. NCBI's taxonomy places the organism in Eukaryota, Metazoa, Chordata, Mammalia, Rodentia, Cricetidae.